ACCUUUCAUCUUCUAUCCUCUAAUGGCUUCCAUCUCCUUCACCCUUCCAAUAUUUCUUACAAUCUUCUUCUUCUUGACCUUAAAAACCAUCCCAACUAUAGAGACAGAUGCAAAUGAGACUCGGCUGCUUUUCUACUAUCAUGAAAGGACCAAAUCCCCCAAUGCGACCGCCAUUAAAGUGGUGUCGAGCCCAGUCGAUCCGACCGUCCCGAUUUUCGCCGUCGGCAACAUCUUUGUCUUUGAUGAUCCUCUCACUGAGGGCCUUGACCCUGCCUCUCAUGUUCUCGGCCGGGUGCAAGGCGAGCUUGUAUUCGCUUCGCUCGAUGGCUAUGACGGAUUAUACAACUUCAACAUAGUCUUCACUGAUCUCGACCCAUGGACUGGCAGCACGUUGACAGUAAUUGGGAGAAAUCCAACGCAGCAGACUGUAAAAGAGUUACCGGUGGUGGGAGGGACGGGACGCUUCCGACGUACUCGAGGAUAUAUUAUAUUGACGCGCUUAACCUCACUCGCUAGACCCGACGGUAUUAUCACCUUUGAGGUGAAUUUGACGCUAUGGAACAAUUAGCUCACUGUUAAAAUAAACAGGUCUGAUAUAGGUUUCGUUUGAAACGACUUUUUUAUCACUUAUUUAAAGUAGUUUUUUAGUAUACAAAUUUUUUAAAUUAAAAUUUUUAUACUAAAAAAUAGCUUUAGAAAAUGAUAAUAAACUUAUUCCAAACAAAACCUUAAUAUCUACUCAUAGCUUUACACGGAAUGUAAGGGAAAAACAAAAGUUAUGGCUAUAAAAAUGUGAAGAAAACAAUUGCUUAUUUUCUAUGGUCAAUAUUGUUUUGUAGGCUACAUAAUUGAAUUAUUAUAAGAUCUU
This is a messenger RNA of Dendrobium catenatum, 868 nucleotides long. RefSeq names its product dirigent protein 1. NCBI's taxonomy places the organism in Eukaryota, Viridiplantae, Streptophyta, Magnoliopsida, Asparagales, Orchidaceae. Bases 23 to 568 code for a protein of 181 amino acids. The record is from RefSeq and is a predicted model, not a curated record. The transcript has 2 exons.